Messenger RNA from Myotis daubentonii (Daubenton's bat), 1909 nucleotides. RefSeq names its product zinc finger matrin-type 1 (gene ZMAT1). Gene Ontology annotation, molecular function: zinc ion binding; nucleic acid binding. The record is from RefSeq and is a predicted model, not a curated record. NCBI's taxonomy places the organism in Eukaryota, Metazoa, Chordata, Mammalia, Chiroptera, Vespertilionidae.
UGUAUCCAUAUUGACCUUAAUUUGAACUGUUUUUUUCAGCAUUUAGUGUGAGAACCUACAAUUGUUAUAUUUGUAAUAUCACCUUUACAUCAUUAGAAAUGUUCCGGUUCCAUAUGCAAGGAAGUGAACAUCAAAUUAAAGAAUCCAUAACUAUCAGUCUAGUGAAGAAUUCAAAGAAGACACAAGACUCUUACCAAGUAGAAAGUGAAGAUUACAUGAGAGCGCAGAAAGUUAGAGAACCAGAGCCCAAGAUUUGUUUCAGAAAAAUGGAAGAUAAUUCUUUGGAAACCCGUGGAUACAGAAAAGUGGUUGAUUUCCAAUCCAGACAUAGAGUAUAUGAACAAAGACACCCAUAUGAGACUUUCCGGACAUACCCAGAAUCAUACAAAAUUUCGCAAACAGUGGAAAACCGCUUACCUCAUUACUUACCAGCUUAUUCAAGGAAGACAUAUGACUCUUUCCAAGAUGAACUGGAAGAGUACAUCAAAGUGCAAAAAGCCAGAGGAUUACAUCCAAAGACUUGUUUCAGAAAGAUAAGAGGGAAUUCUAUGGAAACCCAUGGGUACAGAGAAGUUGAUUCUGGAUCCAGACAAAGAAUCAGUGAGCAAAGAUUUCCAGUUCAGACUUCUCAUACCUUUCAACGACCAUACAAUAUUUCACCAGUGGAAAGCCAGUUACAUCAUUCGUUACCACCAGCUUACUUAAAGAGGACAUAUGAUUCUUUCCAAAAUGAACUUGAAGAUUACAUCGAAGUGCAGAAAGCCAGAGGACUACAUCCGAAGACUUGUUUCAGAAAGUUAAGUGAUAGCUCUAUGGAAACUCAUAAGUACAGAGAAAUGUUUGAUUCCAGACCCAGACAUAGAAUGUCUGAGCCAAGAAUCCCAUUUGAGACUUUCCAGACCUACCCAGAAUCACACAAUAUUUCACAAGUAGUGAAAAAUCAGUUACCUCAUUGCUUACCAGCUCAUGACAGCAAACAGAAACUAGACUCUAUGACCUAUUGUCAGCCCACCAGAGACUAUUUCCCAGAAAAACCAGUACCCCUAAGCCUUAGUCAGCAAGAAAACAACUCUGGCUUAUACAGUAUAGAAUCUGAAGUUUACAAGCACCUCUCUUUAGAAAACACCACCAGUGUCCCUCAAGCACGUCAUAAACGGAGACAUCAGAAGAGAAGGCAUCUGGAGGAAGGUGAAGAAAAGCCAGAGAAAGAGCAGUCCAAACAUAAAAAGAAAAAGAGUGAUGGGGAUAUGGACCUAAAUAAGGACAAGAGCAUCCGACAAAAGAAAAGAGAGGGAGAUAAAGUUAGUGCCAGUUCAGGCAAGCUUAAGCACCGAAAAAAGAAAAAAAGCCACAGUAUACCCUCUACAAAAGAAGAACGUAAGCACAGGAAAGAGAAAAAGAAAUCUGUUGAAGAAAAGACGGAAGAGGAAAUGCUUUGGGAUGAAUCUAUUCUUGGAUUUUGAACUUUUAGGUUAAUUUACCCGAAGAUGCAUUGAAGAAAUCUUAUAAGAAUAUGGAUUUAGGCAAAGAAAUGUUCAGUGAAGAAAAAGAGGUGGAUACAGUCAGUGUCAGUUCAGGAAAGUUUUUUUUUUGUGUAUAAAAUUGAAAUUGAAUUAAAAGAAGAAACACACAACCCUAAACCUAGCCUUUGAGAAAGAACAUAAGAACAAAACAAGAACAUAAGACAAAAGUAUACCUGUUGAAGAAAAGAAGUCAUUCUUUGGGACGAAUCUACUCUUGGAUUUUGAAUGUUUCAGUUUUGUUAUUUUAAGUUUGAAUUAAAGAAAUAAGUUAAAGAGUUUCAUUUUAUGAAAUUCAUGUUAUUUGAAUUUUCCUAAGUGGACAGUGGUUUUAAUCUCUAACAAAAGCCAAGUGAAGUAAAAGUAUUUAAUAUGCCUUUUUGUCAAGU